AUGGGCAACUUUAAUGUGGAUAUGGCCUCCAACUCUUAUGAUAGUACUCAAAUAAACUAUUUUGUAACAUCUUCAAAUCUCCAUCUUGUACCAUACCAAACUACGCAUCACUUGAGGGCGCCUAGCACUUUGCUGGAUCUGUGUAUAAUUGAUGAUGCAUCCAAAUUGACAGCCUUUGGUCAGCAUGGGGUAGCGUUCUUAUCUGCACAUGACUUAAUUUUUAUUAAAUAUGAUAUCAAAAUACGACGACGAAAUAUCAGAACGAUCAUUUGCAGAAAUUAUGAAAAUUUUAAUGAGGUAGACUUUUUAUCUGAGAUUCAAGACAUCGACUGGACUCAGGUUUGGAACUCGGAUUGUAUUAAUCGUAAAGUAGAGGUACUAAACGCAAAACUACUGGAGUGCUACAAUAAGCAUGCACCGCUUCAACAGAUUGGCUGCAAGAAUCUUCCGGUUCCGUGGAUUACCAAUGAACUUAAGGCUGCAAUGCAUGAAAGAGAUAUGGCAAGACGGACUUGGUGUAGGAGGCAAGACGACGUGAGCUAUCAACGUUUCAAAACCUUGAGAAACAGUGUGCAGAGUGCAGUUAGGGCUGCGAAACGUGAGUAUUAUCUGUCAGCCUUUGUGCGUCUGAGUAACCCUCAUGAGGUGUGGAGCCGGCUGAGGUAUCUGGGACUGGUUAAAACAAGGGGUGUCAGCGGCCCUCUUCAACUUUCUGUGGAUGAACUCAGUGAUUUCUUUGUGCAAUCUGACGGAGAAGUAACAAUGAACACCUUCGAUGAACCUAGUUUGACCCUCGAACAAGACAAGGUUAAUGAGGAUGACUCAUAUUGGAAGUAUAUUACUCCAUCGGAUAUCUUCACCGUAGUGUCAUGGAUCAAAUCGAGUGCCACGGGCACUGACGGAAUAGCUCCUGAGCUGAUCAAAUUGGUGCUCCCGUAUAUCAUGCCGGUUAUUGAGCAUAUCUUUAAUUUCUCUCUAAUGCAGGGAGUAUUUCCUGCGCAAUGGAAGACAGCUCGGGUGUGUCCGAUUCCGAAGAUCAGGAAUCCAACCUUGGUGCAGCACUACAGGCUAAUUUCCAUUCUUCCUUCUCUUUCAAAGGCACUGGAAAGGUUGGUGGAAGAGCAAAUUUGCUCUUCUAGAAACUUCAAAUCUAGAAACUUCAAAUCUUCUUGA
Messenger RNA from Solenopsis invicta (red fire ant), 1173 nucleotides. RefSeq lists its product as uncharacterized. The record is from RefSeq and is a predicted model, not a curated record. The transcript has a single exon. Lineage: Eukaryota; Metazoa; Arthropoda; Insecta; Hymenoptera; Formicidae. Bases 1 to 1173 code for a protein of 390 amino acids.